CCCUUCUUCUCUUCUGUUUCUCGCUAUUGUUUUUUGUUUUUUUUUUUUUUUCAUUUGGGUAUCUCUGACUCUGAGUUUAUUCUUUCACUGUUUCUCUGCCCACCGACGCACGCUGAGAAAGUCUCUAAAAGCAAACCCUAAAAUCCCUUAAUCCCUCGUCUGAUUUGGAAAUCCAAAUCCACUCCCACUUCCCCAAUCCCAAUCCUAAUCCCGAGGCUCUGCUCUUCGCCGUCGAGUUUUGGUCGAUCGAGUCCGAUUGUUCUCUUUGACUUCUCUCCCAUUCCCACGUACUCGAAUCUCGCCGAUCUUCUCACUCUUUGCUUGCUCAGAUUCGCCGAUUCAGCUCGGAAUCAGUGAACCGGCGACUUUGACAAUGCUAGAGGGGUGGCUGGGCGCUCGGAGGCUCUUGAAGAUCAAGCGAGUCGUCCGGAAGGGCAAGCUCACGCUGCUCUGCUUUGCGCUCACCGUGCUCGUCAUCCGCAGCAACCUCGGUGCCGGCAAGUUCGGCACGCCGCAGCACGACUUGACGGAGAUCCGCGACCACUUCUCCUUCUCCGGCCGCCGGGCAGAGCCGCGUCGAGUACUGGAGGAAGCUCAAACUACCACAGCCUCCGCCACUACUAACUCGGGGUCAACAUCGGACAACAACUACGCCACGUUUGACAUCAGCAAGAUCUUGGUGGACGAAGGUGAGGACGAAAAGCCCGAUCCGAAAAAACCGUACAGUCUGGGACCAAAGAUCUCGGACUGGGACGAGCAGCGAGCCGAAUGGCUCCGCCAAAAUCCGAACUUCCCUAAUUUUCUCCGGCCCAAUAAACCGAGAGUUCUAUUGGUUACCGGCUCAUCGCCCAAACCAUGUGAAAACCCGGUUGGCGAUCAUUACUUGUUGAAGUCAAUUAAGAACAAGAUUGAUUAUUGUAGGCUACAUGGGAUUGAAAUCUUUUACAACCUGGCCUUGCUUGAUGCUGAAAUGGCUGGCUUUUGGGCGAAGCUUCCCUUAAUUCGGAAGCUUUUGUUAUCCCACCCGGAGGUUGAAUUCCUCUGGUGGAUGGAUAGUGAUGCUAUGUUUACAGAUAUGGCGUACGAGGUGCCGUGGGAGAGGUACAAGGAUCACAAUUUUGUGAUGCACGGGUGGAAUGAGAUGGUUUAUGAUCAGAAGAAUUGGAUUGGAUUGAACACUGGAAGUUUCUUGCUGAGGAAUUGUCAGUGGUCUUUGGACAUUCUUGAUGCUUGGGCUCCAAUGGGUCCGAAAGGGAAGAUUAGGGAGGAAGCAGGGAAGAUACUGACUAGGGAGCUUAAGGAUAGGCCGGUUUUUGAAGCUGAUGAUCAGUCAGCCAUGGUCUAUCUGCUGGCAACUCAGAGGGAUAAGUGGGGUGAGAAGGUGUAUCUUGAGAGUGGAUAUUAUUUGCAUGGUUAUUGGGGUAUUUUGGUGGAUAGGUAUGAGGAAAUGAUCGAGAAUUACCACCCGGGUCUUGGCGACCACAGGUGGCCGCUUGUUACCCACUUUGUCGGCUGCAAGCCGUGUGGGAAGUUUGGGGAUUAUCCAGUAGAGAGAUGCUUGAAACAGAUGGACCGUGCAUUCAACUUUGGGGACAAUCAGGUUCUGCAGAUUUAUGGGUUUACACACAAGUCGCUGGCAAGCAGGAGGGUCAAGAGGACAAGAAAUGAGACCGGCAAUCCUCUUGAAGUCAAGGACGAGCUGGGUUUGCUUCACCCAGAAUUCAAAGCUGAACAGGUGUCAUCUUCUUGAGGACACGUGAAGGUGAUUAACUUCAAAUCAAGUUUGAGACACUCUUCCACAUUAAGAUUCUUUUGUGCACUUAUAUACGUGUUACUUUAUAUUUUGGUACUACUUGUAAUUUGUGAUAGCCCUUGUUAUUUAUAUCUCACUUAUCCCAAUCCUUUUGUGUUACUAGUCUUUGAAUAAUAUUUAUUUUUGACUAAACAAAAAAGAAAAUCUGUUUUGAAUGGAAGGCAAGGUUUCAUUUU
Molecule: messenger RNA, 1989 nt
Organism: Diospyros lotus (date-plum)
Lineage: Eukaryota; Viridiplantae; Streptophyta; Magnoliopsida; Ericales; Ebenaceae
Product: xyloglucan 6-xylosyltransferase 2-like
Exons: 1
Coding region: 374-1750 (458 amino acids)
Biological process (GO): xyloglucan biosynthetic process
Cellular component (GO): endosome; membrane; trans-Golgi network
Molecular function (GO): UDP-xylosyltransferase activity; hexosyltransferase activity; xyloglucan 6-xylosyltransferase activity
Source: RefSeq, a predicted model, not a curated record